AUGGUCGAAAUCAGACAGUACCACCUGUUCCCCACAGACCUCGUCCCGAACUCGCCGCGGCCCCUCCUCCACUACAGAAACGUCCUCCCCAAGAACCCGAAGACGUCCCACUGCUCCGCGGGAGAGGUCUGGGACCGAUUCACCAGCAACGGGUGGGACGUGCAGUGGAUCUUCCGCUACGGCCAGACGCAGCUCUCGCACUUCCACUCCAAGGCGCACGAGUGCAUGGCCGUCCUCUCCGGCACGGCGACGAUCCGCUUCGGGGUGGCGGACACCUCGGAGGACCUCGACAAGAACACGUACGAGUCGGCGUGGGAGAAGGGCGGGGUGGAGAUCCAGGCGGAGGCCGGCGACGUGUUUGUGAUCCCGGCCGGGGUGGCGCACAAGACGUACAACACGAGGCCGGAGGCCGAGUUCGGUCUCUUGUCGCCGGGGAAGGCGCACGGCAUCGAGGCGGAGAAUCCGAGAGAGGUCUUGAACAACAUUGAGUUGUCGGGAUACACGAUGAUGGGGGCUUACUGCGGCGGGGAGUGGGAUUUUGUGCUGGGGGGAGGGGACUUUGAGAAGGUCUGGGGCGUGCCGAAACCCAAGUACGAUCCCGUCUUUGGGGAUUCAGAGAACGGGCUUCGCAGGACGUGGAAGGGAGAGGGCGGAGCGCAGAACGAUAUCGAGGUGAAGCUUUGA
Messenger RNA from Colletotrichum karsti, 684 nucleotides. RefSeq lists its product as uncharacterized. Bases 1 to 684 code for a protein of 227 amino acids. The record is from RefSeq and is a predicted model, not a curated record. Lineage: Eukaryota; Fungi; Ascomycota; Sordariomycetes; Glomerellales; Glomerellaceae. The transcript has a single exon.